GACAGGUGAAAAUAAAAAAAGUUGUUGUAGACGAAAUCAUGGCUUCGUUGAGUUGGGAUAAGAUUUGUGAAUACAAGGAAGAGGCAAAAAGGAUAGGCGUAGAACAGUUUAUUCGGGCAUUUAAGAGAUGCGAGUAUCAAACGAACAAAACGUUCAAAUGGGGCGAUGAGAUUGAAUACAUGCUGGUGAAGAUUGACCAUCAGGAGCACACUGCAAAGCUACAUCUGAAGGCCACGGACGUCAUCCCCAAGCUCAAGGAGCAUGAAGACAGCGCGACCGAUGCGGGCCUGUGGUGCUACGAGUAUGGUACCCACAUGGUGGAGAGUUGUCCGCUGGAGCCUUUCACCGCCUUUGAAAAUUUCGGCGACUCAUUGGUUGGCGUUGAGGCGAGCAUGAGACGGAGGCGGACACUGUUAAACAGUAUUUGUAAAGAUGAAGAUGGGACGUGCCUCACGCUGUCCAAUUACCCCAGGAUGGGAGCAGCCAACUCCACUGAGCCACCAUCAAUACCGAUCCCAGCACUCAGCCAGUUCUUGCCCGAGGCGAUUGAACUGAGGAGCAACCUCAGAUACAAAGCGAUCGGUAGACACGUACAAGAGAGGAGUGGAAAAAAGUACGCCUUGUACGUGCCAAUUUACAAAGAUGUAAACACAACAGCCCCGGAUAACGGCACCAAGUCCGACCCCGACGACUACCGUAUACUCAUGGACGCUAUGGGAUUCGGCGCCGGCUGUUCUGCCCUCCAGUGCACCAUGCAGGCCACGAACGUCACCGAGGCAAAGGUCAUGUUUGAUCAACUCACUGCUUUCGCCCCUGUCAUGCUUGCCUUGUCUGCCGCUUGCCCAAUAUGGCGAGGUUACCUCUCAGAUAUAGAUGGCAGGUACGAGGUGUUCAGUGAGGCCAUGGAUGAUAGGACGGACAUUGAAAGAGGCAACGGGCAUGGGGCCGAACAUGCUCAGCUGAAAUCCAGAUAUGGCGGCGUUGACCUAUACAUCUCCACUCAAGGUCAUUACUACAAUGACCAGAACCUGAAGACACCAGAAGCUCUGCUUACAAAGUUGAAGAACGCAGGAAUCGACCACGCAUUCGCAAUGCACGUGGCGCAUGCGUUUUCCCGCGAUCCGCUCUACCUCGCAACCCACCCCAGCCAACAAGACGAUGAAAAAUCUACCUAUCAUUACGACGCCAUUAACAGCACAAUCUGGAAGACUAUUCGCUUCAAACAACCCUGCCCCAUCACCAACGCCGGAUGGAGGGUCGAAUUCCGUCCAAUCGAGGUCCAACUUACCGACUUCGAGAACGCCGCCUACUGUGUUUUCAUGGUACUACUCACGAAAACCAUCCUUCAUCACCGACUGAACUUGCUCAUCCCGAUGUCGAAGGUGGAUGAGAAUCUCCGUAAUGCCGCCAAGAGGGACGCGGUGAGAGAGCAGACCUUCUCCUUCAGGAAUAACAUAGAAGGAAAAGAGGAACCAUUCACAAAUGGAUCAAUAAACGGUGGGACAGAUUACUUCAGAGAAAGGAGCAUCGACUACAUCAUCAACGGGUCAGGCGGCGGGGGUUUCCCGGGGUUGGCGCAAUACAUCCAUGACUUCAUUGCGACGCUCGCCCUGGACAACCAGACGCACGAACAAGUCACCAACUACGUCAAGUUUAUUCAGGAGAGAGCUAGUGGCAAACUCAUGACCAUCGCUCGCUGGCAACGACACUUCGUGACCUCACAUCCGGACUACAAACAAGACUCCAUCGUCAUUGAGAAGAUACAGUAUGACCUGCUGAACAAAUGCGACUUGAUCAGCCGCGGAAAGUUACGUUGUCCAGAGCUCCAUGGAUCUUUUCUUUAAAAGUCACUAUUAGUUCAUGCCGACUUCCCGGCGUUACGUCAAUCCAAGAGUCUCCAUAUUUCAAGGAUGGACGCACAACUGACGCCGGUAGAUCGGCAUGCUAUUAGGGUUGAAGAAGAACGAAGACCUCUUUUCUCGACGAAAGCUGACCAUGUAUUUUCAGUCUCACUUGGAGACUUUCUCCGAACUGAAUAGGCUAAGGAGGUUCCCUGGAUAAAAAAUUAUUCCUUUCAUACUGUUAGUCGCAUCAGGGACACAAGAACUAGUCCCCGAUUCCGAUACCGUGUGAGAGGAUUGAUGCUAUUACGAUUUACGAAGCCUUACGUGGAAUAAGACAUGUUUGACAAGUCAACAAAAUAAAGACGAAAUGUGUUCAAGAUGGCGGACAAAACCGCGGGAAAACUUUGUCAACAAGUCUCACGAGGGCAUACAAACCAAGUCAGAAACGACACCUAAACCGACGCUUAGAAGCGACAACCACAAACCUUGAAGCGCUACAACGCAGGUAGAAAGGUUUAACUUGACGGAAAGGCGGAAAACAUAACAGGAAAGUUGAGCUAAGACGUUAAAAUUCGUCCACAGACAAAAACACCGGUCCACUUCACAGAGCAGACAAAAUGGACAAGAGCCAGAGUCACAUGACCCGAUCUGACUUACCUUUCUCGUCUGGUUUCUCGCCCCCGCGAGACUGGAAGUGGGAACUUCGUCUGCUAAACUAUUUACAAAACUUAUCUAAACAGACAUGGCACAGGAGCGCAAUAAUUAUUAUGGACGGACGUUAAUACGUAAUAGUCCGUGUUUUUGCGAAGCGUUCCUUCUAUCGAGGUGGGGCAAAAAAUAUGUUUGUACUCCGAUAUGUAUUCCGAUAUAUUAGUACAUUUUUUGUAAAACUGUUAUUGUUGUGUUCAGACAUGUGUACAUUAUGUUAUAUCGUGAUUGUGCAUGGGGAAAGGAUAUUAUGCAUAUUAUUAUUAUUAUUAUUAUUAUUAUGUUUAUGUAGUACUGCUAUGCUUUGUAUCAUCUCAUAUUCCGGACGGCAGGAAAGUUGCAGUAGUGCCCGCGGAGAAGGUCGUUACACUGCAUGACUACUGUCAAGACAGCCGUAACGGCUCUUGGCCGAGUUGCAGUGUUUACUUGGGAACACCCAUUAUUUGUUUCGGGAAUUGUGUAAUAGCCCAUCAUAUUGAUGUUUCAUGUACUGUGAUAAAAAUGGACAAAAAGAUGACCUGA
Molecule: messenger RNA, 3074 nt
Organism: Lineus longissimus
Lineage: Eukaryota; Metazoa; Nemertea; Pilidiophora; Heteronemertea; Lineidae
Product: glutamate--cysteine ligase catalytic subunit-like
Exons: 10
Coding region: 39-1844 (601 amino acids)
Biological process (GO): glutathione biosynthetic process
Molecular function (GO): glutamate-cysteine ligase activity
Source: RefSeq, a predicted model, not a curated record